Molecule: messenger RNA, 14398 nt
Organism: Zootoca vivipara (common lizard)
Lineage: Eukaryota; Metazoa; Chordata; Lepidosauria; Squamata; Lacertidae
Source: RefSeq, a predicted model, not a curated record
AGUAAACGCGGGACCCCCGGGCGGCGCGUGAACGGCUCGUGCGGAGUCCGGGUCGAGGCUGCUUGUGGCUUGAGCCUCUCUGCCUUUGCGGCUGAAUCCAUGGAGGCUCCGCAGCUGUGAGUGGAAAGGCCGGCUCUGCCCCUGACCACCCCGAAGGUCCAGCCUGGGCGUUUAUGGCGCCUUCCUUAUUGUGCCAGUUGCCCUCUUUGCUCUGCAGCAUCUUGCCAGCUCUUCUGCGACUUUUAUGAGGCGCGCAUCCUUAUAAAAUCAAGCAGCUUGGGGGUUUGUUGUUGUUGUUGUUGUGCAAUUUCUUGUGCCUGAAUCUAUACUCAUUCUCUGUCUCCCUCCGUCCCCAGCUCCUUACAUUAUGCAAUAUUAGGUCAUCCCAUAGAUGCAGUUAUAACUGCGUGCCACUUUCACCAAAGAACCCAGGCAGUAACUGCAGGACAAGCGCAAAGCUGUGCAGUCGGCUUAAGCGUUUUAUGUAAACUGUGUUUCGUUGUUGUUGCAGCAUCUGGCUGUGUCUAAUAUAUAUUUGUUCUCUUCUCUAUGUAGUGUUUAACCUGCCCUUUUUCCAAGGUGGUGUGUAAGAGCAUCCCAUUCCCAUUCCCACCACCACCCACCACCCUACUUGUAUCAUUGCAACAACCCUAUGGAAUAAAUUGAAUUCCGUUAACCCUGAAUGAUAGCGGGUGCCUCAAAAUCACUCAGUGAACUUUGUGGUGCAGUGUUGAGGCUGGGUCUCCCUGUUUCACGCAAGACUCUACCAGAAUAGCUCUCUAGCACAUUACAUGUGCACCACAUAUGUGGUGCCCUCCGAAGGCAUGCAAAUUGUUGAGUCAGAGUUAAAAGUAUAUUAAUGUUCUCUUUGAUUAAUUUUUUUAAAGCAUUGUGGGAAAUAGUUUGCUAGGUGUGUUCUGAGUGUACCAUGCUACCCAGGCUUCCUUGAGAAUGCACAUAUUUUUACUCCAGAGUGCAAAGUGUGAAAAAGGAGGUUAUAGUUGCCAUUUUGGGGCAAGAUGGUUUGAAAGUCUCCCCCCCCCCAAAUAAUGGACUGACUGUGAUUAUCUGUUAAACAUUUGGCUAGUUCAGAAGGCAACCUUGAGCUAGGUUAAGAACUUUGAGAACUGAAAGAAAGUCAAUUUAUCCAGGGACAGUCUACAUAUAUAUUGGCCUGUUCCUACAGGAUGUGGUAUUAGUGUGUGAAAAUAGUAAAGGUCCAAUGAUCCCCAGAUAUGCCCUCCAAAUGAUGUCAUGCAUCUUCACUUGGUAACAAGUGGCCAGUAGGCAGGUGCAAAAUGUGCCUGGUGCCUGGCUAAUUUUGAGUGUGUGUGUGUGUGUGUGUGUGUGAGAGAGAGAGAGAGAGAGAGAGAGAGAGAGAUGCAUAUACAUAAACACACACCCAUACAUAUAUCUAAUUGAUGAUAAUAACCAUAAACUAUAACAUACACCAUUCUCAGAAUGACUGAAUCUAAAGUAAACUGUAACAAAACUCCAUCCCUGUGGAUUGAUAUUGACUAGAGAUGGAGUGAGCCAGUUUGAUCAACUUGCCAAUAAAAAGCCAACUUUUCUACUGUGGAGAUGUUAAUAGGAGAUAUUUUAUAGGAGACAGUACAUUCACCUGUCAUUUAAUAAUGCUCUUUAGGGUAGCCAGGGAUAGAACUUCCUCCAAGAUUGGGUUGGAGCAGAGGAAUAUAUCCAGUCUAGGAUGCAGGCCAUGGAAUAAUUCAGAUGAAAGUGAAGGAUUCAACAGUUGCAAAUUGGAUUCAGUAGAGUCUAUUUAUCUUCUCUUUUCCUGGGCUGCACAUGGCUAUUCUGCAGAAAGAGAGAAAAAAUAAGACCAUUGAAAUGUUACAUAUUCGUCUUUAAAACUGCCCUGAAAAUGGGGGGUUGGAAUAAUCCUCCUGGGUUUUGAUGCUGGCAAAUAUAUGAAAUAUUUUCCUGUUUUGGUGAUGAUAUUCUCAAUAGCAUAAUUUCCUUUUAGUUAGGGUCUAAGUUCUGUUGAAUACACAGAGGCUUCCUUUUGCUUAAAUCAUGCACAGGCAUGCCCCUAGCAUCCAAAAGACAGUGCUGCAGCAUCUUUUGAAAUUACCUGAUUUAUUUAUUUUUGCUGCCACAAAUUCUCUCACGUGAAGCAAUAUAACAGACUCCCCUUCUCUUCCUUCCUGGUUCUCUUCCUUCCUGGUUCAGUUACAGGAACUGGAAGUAUAGAAAAAUUGAGUAUGGUUAUAAACAGCCAUCUCAUCAUCAGCCUCCCUGCUUAAUGACCUCAUCUCUAGCAGUGUCUGUAUGACUUGCUUUUGUUUGUGCUGAGCAUAGAUGAUGCUUCAGAGUUGCCUCCAUGGCAAAAAGAAAAUGCACACAUAUGCAUGGCUUUGUUCUGUUAGUACUAGAAUUCCAAGGUCAAUGUAUUUUUGUACUGAGUACUCAAACUGUCUGAGAGUGAAACAGGGUCUGUUUAUCCAGAACUGAAACAUGCAGCCUGUUGGAGAAAACAUUGAUGACUAAGUAUAAACCUUCAGCAUUAUGCCAGGGACAGUGGGGAUGAGUUUCUUCUUCAUCCACCUCAAAUUCUGAGUGCCCUUUGCUUGGGCCAGGAAUUGGGCUGUUGAGUGUUCUCCUUGGUUUCUACUACUUCUCACCGAAUGGGUGGGGUUCAUCCUGUUCUGGAAGGAGUUGCAUUCCCCCUAAAGAGGCAGGUGCACAAUUUAGUGGGACUUCUGGAUCCGCCUCUGUUAUCGGAGGCACAAAUUGCUUUGGUGGCAUGAACCUUCUGCUGAGAACCCAGCUGUGUGACCCUCUCUGGACAAGGAUAACCUAGCUUCAGUUGUCUAUGCUCUGAUCAUGUCUGGGCCAGAUGACCAUGUGGAGCUGCUUUUGAAGACAAUUUGGAGACUAUAGCUAGUGCAGAAUUCAGCAGCCAGAUUGCUGAGUGAGACUAGAAGGUAUGUUCAUAUUACACUGAUUCUGGCACAAUUGCACUGACUACUGAUAAGAUUCUGGGCUCAAUUCAAAGUGCUGAUUUUGACAUACAGGCAGUGACCAAUUUAUGCACAUCCAAUUGACGUGUGACUGUGCAUGCGUGCAUUGCGACAACCUAGAAGUGGCCAGAAAAUAGGGCAUAACAGCUUAUGCGUGCUCCUCUGAUGCAUGCAAGGGUCAGGAACGUAACCCCGGUACGUUCAAGACAACAAAGUUUUUAAUAUAGAGUUGAAAUCUUUUUUUAUAUACUUUCAAAAAUAUUGUGAACAGAUUAAGACAUUAGCAGGAUUAAUUACAAAAAUGUGCAGUGAUAUAAAACAAAUAUUGACUAUAUGUGAUAAAUAAUAAAUAGGCUUAAUUUGGAAAUGCAGUAAAAAUAUUAUAAACAUAAGGAACCGCUGAAAGAGGUGGAGGAGAGUCAAAAUAUGUAAUAAUGUAUGUAAUACUGUAUGUAAUAAUGGGCACAACAAGCUGCCAGUCUGGACACAUUCUAUGGCUUGAUUCAGCUAGAUGAUGAAAUAUUUCUGAAUGUAUGAUGUUGAUAAUGUCUGGGGAGGGGACAGGGGGAAGUCCCAUCAUUCAAGCAGAACUAGCUGCACUUGUGUGUUUAUUUAGUUCAAAGUUUCCCAAACUUACUUUGUUUUUGGACUACAGUUCCCAUCAUCCCUGACCACCACUGGUCCUGCUAGCUAAGGAUGAUGGAAGUUGUAGUCCAAAAGCAGCUGGAGACCCAAGUUUGGGAAACUCUGAUUUAGUCGAAUGCCUCCUUAUUCUUGCCACAACCUUUCAGAUAUACUGUAAUUUCAUUCAACCCUAGUGAUGUUUCUUGCUUUGUGGGGGCCCCUGCUACUGAUAGUUAAAUCAGAAGUGUUUUGGGUGUGUGUGUGUGAGGAAGGUUUUUUAGAAGCCAGCAGCAGCAGUUGUGCUAAAUCAGGGGUAGGCAACCUAAGGGCCAUGGGCCAAAAGCGGCCCACGGGGAUUGUUUAACCGGCCCCCGAACUGAGCCACCCGCUCGGUGAGUCCCUGUGUACUGUGCUAAACCGGCGCAGCGUGGGGACUCGCUUUUGCGGCACCGGAAAUUGCGUCUGCGCAGACGCCAGAAGUCGCAGGCGGGCGCGCUCAGGCGCGCACACAAUCCAGCCCACAGAGGGAUCUCCGCUAGAGUGAACCGGCCCAGGUGCGGUAAAUCUUGCUGACACCUGUGCUAAAUAGCGUUGUCAAGAAAAACAAGAGUUUCUAGGAAGUUCUCUGACUGCUUCUGAGUGUUGCUGUGUUGAUAGGAAGAUUCAAUACCUUGAGCCUUGGGUAUAAAUGUUUCCUCUGGGUGACGACAUGCAGAAUGCUUGGGAAAGGUCACUGCAUGACAUGAUUUCCCUGGUGAGUCAGUGUUUUGCUUUGUAUUCAACCCCUGAACUGAGCCACUUCUUUUCCUUGUCACCUGCUCCUGAGUGGUUUCAGACUGGAAGUCAGACUGACAGUAACACAGAGGGCAGUGCCUGGAUAGUCAGCCCUGCUUACCAGUAGCUGCUCUAACAGAGCUUUAGAGAAGUGCUCCUGUAUAUGGCAAACAGUUCUGUUUCUUUUUUUCAUUUUCUGCAUUUAAAGUCAUGCAUGUGAGAGAGUCUGAAAUUGCUUAAAUUGCUGCUGUGUUAUUGUUGCUAGAUCUAUCACCAUGGAGAGUGAUGGAUAAUCUUUAGCUGACUAGCACACCCCAUUGAAAGAUUUUCUCAGGCUCCUUUUAUCUUAGAUCAUUUCUCACUGGUUUAAUUCAGAAUGGGUUUGUUGUCUCCGUAGUGCUAAGAUCACUCUGGUUUUCCCUGCAUAUAGAUAUGCUGUAUGAAGCCGUGCUGAAUUCAGACUUCGGCUUUUAGAUGUGUGCAAUGCAAUUCUAUGUAAAAAAUAUACAGAUAGCUGAGUUGACCUAUAAGAAAAAUGCCAAAUAUUAGGGCACUACUUUUAUUAGGCCAACCAAAAUUGCACAGUAUUUUAUGACAUUUUGAUUGGCCCAAUAAAGGCAUUGCCCUAAUAUGUAUUUAGACAGGUUUGCUAGUUCAGGGGAAUGGAAACUAGAGGGAAAACUGUUAGGCUGAAUAAAGUGAAAUGUCCCAUAACGCCCGAAGCUUCCACUCAGUCCUACAACAGAAACUGCCAACACAUUUUUUCAGCAUGUCUUUCAGGCACUGAGGAAUAGGAAUUUGCUUUUGAGAAACAGGCCUUUCUCUUCUUUAGGACUCUCGCUGUACCCUGUGGAAUGGAUGGAUAAACAGUUAAAACACUGAGGGUCAGAUAGACUACUGCUGCUGCAUUAUUUCUGCCCUGCAGCUCUUAAAGCUUCAGGCAGUCUCUGGGUCUGAAUCUGGUAGCCCUCUUUCUGAACUGCUGAAACCGAAGUUGGCAACAAGAAUCCGGGGGCUUCUGUUAUGAGCUACCUAAACCAGGUGUGGGGAGCCUUAGGACUGCAUUAUAACCCCCAUCAGCCCCAGCAAGCAUGGCCAAUGGCCAGGGAUGAUGGGAGUUGUAGUUCAGCAGCAUAUGGAGACCUAAGGUUCCCCACACCUGGUUUAAUCUGCCCAUGCCAGUUUCCAGGCUUCUCUUGUGUCCUUAAAAGUGAACUCUACUACUUGACUGAGAAGCAGAACCUUGGAUAGAGCCAUGGAGGUAGCAGGCUUGAUGCCAAGGGACAAAAUAAGCAGGUUGCAGCCUCCUCCUUAGUUCACAGAUGGAGAAAACUACCAUUUGCCAAGACAGUGAUAUCACUCAGGUGUGGGGGUAUUUACUUCACACACUCCAGCGUUAUCCACAAGUGCCUGUCUUUAUUUUCACUGUCAUCAGCAAACAGUUGCCACUCUCCAGUGUUAGAAAUCAGCCAGGUGCCAGGCGCGUUUUGCGACUUGCAUGGAUCAAAUUGUGAUCAGGUGCAGAUAUCUGGAUGCAAGGUUGGCGACUGACAUCUCCAUCUGGCAGGCCCCUCCAGCUUUCUUAAGCAGGAAAAUCCAGAUUCUGUGGACUUCUACUGCACAGCCAAUACCCUCCCAUCCUAUCCUACCAUCCAGACUGGUAAGACAGAGGGCAGGUUAUUCUUCAGCAGCACGUUCACAAAGGGAAAUCAAGCCAAACAUCUGAAGGCCAAUGCCAGUUGCAACCCUAAUCAUUUAGCUCCCAUCACCUCCUUGUUCAAGCAGUGUCAGAAUCUUUCCAGAGGCACCUUCCUCUUCUGCACCUGGAAUUUUUAUGUUGUUUUUUUUGACAAAAUUUCCCCAAAGUUUCUGGUCUGACUGCCAAUAAAAUGGAGGCAUUGGAGGUCGAUGACAUCAGUCCAGCCUUGGAAGUGACGGAAGAUUUCUUUAGCACCUUUGAUGCUAAACAAGAGAAUGUUCACCCACCAGAGGUUUUUGGGGUCCAGGAAGUCCCUGAGCUGGUCGGCCACGAGGUGUUUAAUAGGAUUGCAGCCUGCGGAGACCUGAGGAACAUCACUUUGGGGAAGACCAACCUCGUUUGGGAGCACUGCAAAAACGGACUCUUGGAAACCAAAGUGCAGACUGCAAUUCCUGCCAAAGAACAGUUUGGAGUACAAAGGGGAAUGGUUCCAGACAACCUCUCUUGGGUGGAAUGGGGGGAGGCCUCGGCUUUUAACAUCUGCCAGAGGAGGCGGGGUCGGCCCCGUUCUGUGAACGAUAUUAUAGUGCAGAGUGAGGAAACGGCCACUUUCAAGCCAGGCCACAACCGGUCACGCUCAGACGUCAGCCACAUAGACUGGGGUGUCAUCUUAGCUGAUGCCUCUUCACAGCAGCCGUCUAAUCAAGACAAUCGAUGUCCUAAACUUUCAUUUGCACCAACUGGAUUUGAAAAGGGAGAGGACAUUCAAGGGAAUUCUGAACACAAGCCGACGUUCUCAAAUAUCCUGAAGAAAGGAUACUUGGAAAUUAAGAACAACCAUGACAGCUAUUGGCAGACGUGCUGCGCAGAACUCACUCCAUACAAACUGUACCUGUAUUGGCUUGACAACAGUGGGAACCAGAACCUUCCUACUGUCUACCUGCUUUUGCAUUUCCAAAGCAUCAACGUGGAAACGAAUGUGGUUGAUGCAGUGCUGUUCAAUAACUCGCACCUGCAGCUUAAGGCAGAGUCUCCAUGGGAGGCCUUGGACUGGGGGCAGAAACUUUGGGAAGCUGUUCAUUCCUCAGUGCCAUCUUUCAUGAGGCCCCAGGGAGAUCUGGGGCGCUCGCAGAAAUUAGACAACGAUGAGAGCGGCAUCAUCCAAAAUCGUGGUUUACAGAAGGAACCUACCCAAUUUUUCCAGUCGGCAUCGUUGACCCAAAACAUCAAGGACUACCAAAACAUUCUCAAAUCAGGGACUCUUUACAGACUGACGCUCCAGAAUAACUGGAAAGCAUUCCAUUUUGUACUCAGCCGGUCUCUCCUCAUGGCGUUUCAGACCGGUGGGCUUGACGAAGACCCUCUGUUGAGCUACAACAUUGACGUGUGCCUGUCUGUCCAGACUGAUAUUCUGGAUGAUUGUGACUCUUGCUUUCAGGUUAUCUUUCCUCAAGAUGUGCUUCGUCUGCGGGCAGAAACCCGUCAAAGAGCUCAGGAAUGGAUGGAGGCCUUGAAGUCUGCCGCCAAUGCAACCAGGAGCUUGGGUCAGAAUCUGCAAGUGACGCUCAGAAACAAAACCCAAGGCCUGUUGUGCGGAAAAGAGCAUAGGAAGAUCAAACGCCAGUCGGUAACCACCAGCUUUCUGAGCAUCCUGACUACCUUGUCGUUGGAAAGAGGACUGACUGCCCAGAGUUUCAAGUGUGCAGGUUGCCAGCGGUCCAUAGGCCUCUCCAAUGGCAAAGCCAAGGUGUGCAGUUACAGCGGGUGGUACUAUUGCAGCAUCUGUCAUGUGGACGACAGCUUUCUAAUUCCUGCUCGGCUGGUUCAUAACUGGGACACUUCAAAAUACAAGGUAUCAAAGCAAGCCAAAGAGUUCCUGGAAUAUGUGUAUGAAGAGCCCCUGAUUGACAUCCAGCAGGAAAACCCGAUGCUGUAUAGACAUGUUGAGCCACUGACAACGGUGGUCCGUCUGAGACAGCAGCUGAAAUCCCUCCGAGCCUAUUUGUUCAGCUGCAGAGCAGCAGUGGCCGAAGACCUGCGAAGGAGAAUUUUCCCCAGAGAGUAUCUUCUUCAGCAGAUCCACCUGUAUUCCCUGGCAGACCUACAGCAGGUUAUCGAAGGGAAGCUGGCCCCUUUUCUUGGGAAAGUAAUCAAAUUUGCCACUUCCCAUGUGUACAACUGCAGCCUUUGUAGUCAAAAGGGAUUCAUGUGCGAGAUCUGUAACAAUGGCGAGAUCCUGUACCCCUUUGAGGACAUUUCUACAAGCAGAUGUGACAGCUGCGGUGCCGUCUUCCAUUCAGAGUGCAAGGUGAAGUCGGUGCCAUGCCCCAGGUGUGUGCGGAGAGAGCUCCAGAUGAAGCAGAAGUCUUUCUGGAGGAGACUCAACAUGGAUGAAAGCCUGGAAGAGGCCUGCAACAUGUUUGAACUGUCCUAUCAGAACACUUGACUCAAAGGAAGAAGCUGGCAGUCUGCAGAGAUCCCUUUCCUGCUGUAGAAUGAAUGCUUUACAAGGCAACGUUCCACUGCCGGGCAGAACCCUUUCCUGCAAAAAGAUUGGCUAAUAUUCACCUUUUUGGUUACUGAAUAGCAAGGGUCAAUGUUACUAAGAAGAUUGAAGGCAGAACGCAUUCAUGAAGUCUAGGUCAACCAGGUGGUCUAAAGCCAAAUGUAGUUUACUUGAAAUAUUUCCUAUUCUCUUUGCAUUUAUUGUUAGAAAUAGAAAUAUUGUGUGCAUUAUUUAUUAUGAUGUUUCCAAGUGAACUAUUUUGCAGAAAUAGCAAAGGUGGCACUGGAACUUAAAGGCCCCAGAGUACUUUGCACAGGGGGCCUAUGAGAUGUAUUUGUGGGGUCUUUUCCAGCUUAGAAGGAUGUUUUAGUAAACCAUCCUUAAAACUACAUUCCUCUCCCACCUCUCAAUUAUAGCAAACUCAAUUAUAGAUCCACAUCUAUAUGACUAUAGAAUAGCAAUCCUUGUACGCUGUAUGAACCAAGUGCUAGAUGCUGUUUAGUUCUUGCAUUACUGUUCUUGACUACUGGAACAGCAGCUCAUGGUUGUAGAACAUGCACAGCUUUAUAUCUGCACAACAUUCCAAUCUCCUACUAAGUCAACAAUGCAAAUCCCUGUGAUUUUUCUCACAUGUAGCAUGAUUAAACACCAAAAUGCAUCUAUUUUGAUGUUAAACAAUGUACACACUGCUUUGCUGCUGCUUUGGAAGUUGACCACUUUUUCUAAGCACCUUUCUCCACCUUCAUACAUGUUGAAAUGGUGAGCUGAGGGUUUCGCAGAGCCGGGGUCUGUCUUGACUCUCUCUCUGCUGCUCUAUGCUUUUGGCUGCACUUGAUAUGGGGACUCAGAAUACCAGCCUGAGCAGUUGCUGGGGACAAAUGCUUCAGCACAGCGAGGAAGAGGCACAUCUUGGAACACCUCGGUCGAGAAAUUGGGACUUAUGCAGUUUCUAAUUCUGCAUCAGGAAGUGCAUGUACAGAACUCUGCACAUGGUGGCUGCAGAUUGUCAGGUGUGCAUACACACUCACUGUGCACACAGCACUGCGUACUGUGAAUUGCAAUGCACUUUCCAUGUGUCUUAUGAUAGAGAUUGGAACGUGCUUCCUUGUCUUUUGCCUGAGGGUUUGGUACACGGUUUUUACCCAUGGGAUCCUAGUAACACAUAACAUUUUGCCCACCUAUCCAUCUGUCUUUGGAGUGAGGCCCAUUAAUCCUCCCUGUUCUGUGUAUCUGGUACUUAAAGAUAUGUCAAAUGAAGUUUGCUAAUGCUGCAUUCAUUUCACCCUUACCCAGACCAGUCAUGUGCACCUACGUAGAUUCACCUACUGGUAGCUUAUGUAAGCUUUCCCAGCCAGAUAAAUGGAGAAUUCCAGCCUUCAUUCAUAUUGAGUCUCUACAUUGAAGGCAGAGAAUCAUAAAAAGGUAGCAGCAGAUUUAAUUUACUGGCACUCACAAAUGUUUCCUCUGAGCCUGAUUUUGUUUCUUUGUUUUUAGCCACUUAGAGGCUGUGUUCAGAGGUAACUAUAAGCCAGGCAUAGACAACCUUGGCUCUCCAGAUGUUUUGGAACUACAACUCCCAUGAUCCCUGACCACUGGCCCUGUUAGCUAGGGAUCAUGGGAGUUGUAGUUCCAAAACAUCUGGAGAGCCAAAGUUGCCUAUGCCUGCUAUAAGCUAUGGUUUUAUCAUUUGAGCAACAUGCUUAGGAGAAUCUCAGGCUCAUGUGCUUGCUCCUCAAGGAGGAGAUUGGAAGCUGUUCCUUCUCCUUUUGGAUAACUGCAGUUUGGCCUUUGUUGGUUUGAACUAUGCUUUAGUGAAACAAGCCAACUUCACAUCUUGGCUGAUGCUGCCGACCUCUUUCAGUAAACCAGUUAAGCUUAACCAUAGCUUAGGGCAGGCAUCCCCAAACUUUGGCCAUCCAGAUGUUUUGGACUACAGUUCCCAUCAUCCCUGACCACUGGUCCUGUUAGCUAGGGAUCAUGGGAGUUGUAGGCCAAAAAAUCUGGAGGGCCGCAGUUUGGGGAUGCCUGGCAUAGCUGCCAAGUUUUUCCUUUUCUCGUGAGGAAGCCUAUUCAGCAUAAUGGAAAAUCCCUUUUAAAAAGGGAUAACUUGGCAGCUAUGAUGCCUGGUUUAGGGUUUGGGCGUAAACACUAAACUGAGAUUAAUCAAAGCUAGCAGCCUGAGGCUUCCCUGGGCUUGUUCCUUUUAGUGAAUAGCAGUAAACCUUAGGCUAUUAUUAGGUCCAAAUGCUCACACAGUCUCUGAGAUCUUUUAUUAUUCAAUGCAGUUAGUAUCUCCAUAUUUCCUGUUCUUCCUCCAAUGCAUAUAUAUUGAUCCAAAUAUAGUUACUAAUUUGUAGGAAGCGCAUUGUUCUGUGAAAAUAAUGCAUAGCUGUAUUUAUACCUACCUGUUAAUGCAUCCUUCCUUGUGGUACUCUCCAGGUAUUUUAGACUACAGCUCACACACAUCAGGCUCAGUGGUCAGCUUAUUUUGGGAGUUCUAGUCUGAAACAUCUGGAGAGUAGUAGGUUAAUCCAGUAUCUUAGAUUAUAUAUUUAAGGCAACAAAUAUAUUUAAAAUGGAGGAUCCUGAGUAAACCAAACCUUAACGUGCCUUUUAAACAGGAAGAUAAAUUCAAAAAUUUCUCUCUGAAACGGGAAUUUUAUAAACGAGAGCCGUGGGAAGGCUGGUUACAUAAGAAAUAGAAGGGGUAGGGAAAUAGAGUGUUUCUGUAGCUAAAGCUUUAGAGAAAAGAAUGGCAGGAUCUUAGAGCUGCUGUCCACAUUACUUUUCUGUAAGUCACUGCUGCAUCUGCAUACGUGCACAUGUACAAACAUGUUAUCCCGUGAAACUUGUUUCAGGGCACACCUGUAAAAUGGUGUCCAUUAGUAAUGUUUUUACUCAUUUAUUUAAGAGCUCUGCAAAUGCAUUCAGAUACAGGUGUGAUACGCGAGAAUUGUCCCGCUUUAAAUAUGUAACCUGAGAAGCUACCGUAACAUGAGAAUGAGGGUGGGGGCACAUCUGAAAACAAUACAAUGUUGUUGAAAGGAAAGGAAGGAAAUAGCACACACCAGGUGAAUUCUUGACUGUGGCACCGUCCACAGCUCCAAAGGCUCUAACCAAAGUGAAUAGACAUGCAUCACAUUUCACCCUGCCUAUGGCUUGUUACUGAUCGUAGCAGUCUCUCCUUGGUGGACUUUUAUGCCGGAGGUGUCCUGUCCACAUGGCAGAGAGCAGAAUUUUGUUUCUUGUGUUUGCAGCACAAUACUAUGGGAUGCCUCUUCUUUCCCUUGGAAGCUGAGCAGUCAUUGCCACUGUCACACGGGUUGCAGUGGCAGAAUAGAAUAGGGCAGUGAGGAAUGCUUGAGCACUUAAUAUAAAAAGGCACGACACAAAUCUGUUGUUCUUAAAUUUCCGCUUUGUCAGCAGAAACUUUCAGAUUCUGUAGCCAUGUGUUUCCCAAGCCAUAGACCAGUUGCUCUUCUUUCUGAAUAUCUGCAUGAGAAAGAGAAAGUGCCAAGCCGUGUUGAGUUUAUUGAGUUUCAGUGUUGAGCCCCAUUGACUUCCAUGCUACAAGGGAAAGGAGUUAUUUCAAAUUAUUGGUCUCCUUAAAAUACAUUCUAGCAGCCUUUAGAAAACAUCUCUUCCUACUUUUUAUGUAAACUAUUUAUUUAUUUAUUUUUCUUUUUUACUUAGAGUAGCUAUGAGCCAAUUUGAGACAUGGGCAAAUUAUUGGCUCACAGAAAAGAGGGUAAUUUUGAAGCCAGUGUCAAUCCCUAUGAAUAACAAGGCAACAACUUUGGUAGCUGGAGCACGAUGUUGAAUCCCGCCCAGGGUAUUUGAAAUUAGCUGGUUACUCUUAAGAAAAGGAGGGCAUUAGAUUGCAUGGGUAGAUGCAGGAUAUCAUGGAUUAACAAAAUAUGUGUUUUUAAAAACACUCAGGUGACUAACCCUGAAUAUGACAAUUUCUGUAUGGCUUUAAUUAUCAGCCUAUAUUUCAUUAUUACUUGAGUCAGUUGAAUUGCAGUAAAUAUCAACAAACCUUCAAAAGUGUGCUGGUAACACUGAUAAUUGAAAUAGCAUUUAUUUCUAAAAUUGUUGCGAUGUACAAAAAUGUCAUUAUCUAAAACAGGAGGGAGCAACCCGUGGCCCUCAGACACCCAUGAUUUGGGGUGAUGUAGUCCAAUAACAUUUGUACGGUUGCUCCCCUCGCUAUCCAAAGCAGGGGUAAGCAACAUUCAUGUCAUGUCUUGAAUAACACUUAUAAAUGGUAACCAAAUGUUAAAAAGAAGAAUAAAUCAAUUGAAUUCUCUCCCUUUUUUCCUGUCCUCCAAGUUGCUACUUGCCUCUCUGAAGAAUGCUCCGAAUUCAUCCAGUUUUUUGCUGAUAUUAUUUAUGAAGCUGUUAAUCAGUUUAUAGUUAGCUCAGCAGCCUUUUCACUAACACAAUUCCCCACCCUACUCUAUAACACGUUGGGUGUUUUGUUUUUUUAAACCAUAAGUCCGAAUGAUCCAUGUCACAAUUCCACACAGUCAAUGAAUUUCUCUGUGUCUUAGAAUAAUAAAGCUGCUUUUACUCUAGAGGCAUUGCAGUUAAUAGAUUGUUAGUAUUAUUUAACUUGAUUUGAUCUUAGUAUGUUUGUGAAUUAUCCAGUUAAAUGGGUUGUUGGCUAAUCCAGCCCAAAUAGCUAAAUCAUUUGGUCCACUAGCAGCCAACAAUUAACUGAAUAAAAGCAGAGGGAUCAGCAAAUGGAAUGGAUGUAUCUAAUUAACUUAACCUCACAUGCUAUAAUAAUUCAUUGGUUGGUCCAAUUGGCAGUCCAAAUCUUCUCAUAAAAGUGAUUUCAUUUGCUUUGGAAGAAAUAAGCCGCUCUGAAAUUGUGCCCUGUUCCAGUAUGAGGAGCAGCUGUACUGAAAUGUACUUUUGUAGUGUUUCGGGGAUCUAAGCCCAUCCUCUGCCUCUAACCUUCAUUUAACAUUCAGCCAUUUUUACCUACAAACCUGGGAAAUGCAAACUUUUUGCUCCCAAAUUUGAGUGAGGGAAAUACAACCAAGCAUUAUUUUAUAGCUGUUAAUCUAAACCUGACAACUGCUUGUUUAUUUCUGCAGGUGGUUUGCUAUUUUUAAUUUUACUUUGUUGUAAGUAUGUUAAACAUUUUAUUUUUAUUUUUGAAAACUGCAAUGGAGCCAACACCUUUAUUGAUUACAUGUAUUGUUUCGUACUGUAUGUUUUAAAUUAUUUGCUAUCACGUCCGUGUGCUUAAUUUCUGAAUAAUACAUGUUAUAUUAUUAGUUCCACUCAAAUGAGUUAGUUUAUGUUGAUAAUGUUGAUUAUGUUGAUAUGGAUCUCUUACACUGCAGUGUAAGGCACUUGUUCCCAGGUAAGCCUAAGUGGUCCAUAACACAUUGCUGAGGGUGACUGACCCCUACUGUACAAAAGGCAACACUCAAUAAACAGUUCGAUAUAAAAUGGGUAUCUUCACAACAGUCUUUAUUGAAACCAUUUAAAGUGCAAGGUGCUUCUUAAACAGCGAGCAUGAAGUUUAGCACUUUGAAGUCCCGUUGACUUUAAUGAGUGAGAUGAUAGUGCCUUCUAAGCUUUCCCAAUGAAGUCAGUGGGAUUUCAACAUGCUUUAACUUUCUGCAUCACCAAAAAAGACGACAACAUAACAUAUUCCCCCAAAGAAAUAAUUUCAGAAUUGGCAGACUUCUACUCCAAAUUAUACACCUCUCAUAGCCCAUCAGAGAAGGAAAUCAACAAAUUCCUAGCAGGACUGACCAUGCCUACCUUAACCGGUGAGGAACAGGCAGGGCCGGC